This is a messenger RNA of Tetrapisispora phaffii CBS 4417, 666 nucleotides long. RefSeq lists its product as uncharacterized. Lineage: Eukaryota; Fungi; Ascomycota; Saccharomycetes; Saccharomycetales; Saccharomycetaceae. The transcript has a single exon. The coding region runs from base 1 to 666 and encodes 221 amino acids. The record is from RefSeq and is a predicted model, not a curated record.
AUGGCAACAGUCAAUAAGGCAGCUUUCAAUUACGAAUAUAUUAAUAGUGCUGAUCGUGCAUGGUUAUCAUCAAUCAAUGAUGCCUGGCGGAAACGAGAUACUGAGCUUGCAGCAGAAUAUCUUUUAAAUGUACAAAAUAUUACGGCGGCUAUGGCACAGCUUUCAGGCUUACCUACAUUAACUGUUCUACAAUCUAACUUAUCUGUAGUUCGCAAUGAUCAAACUGGUUACCCAGUUCAUUACGUGCUAAGGCCCGAUGGUGUAGCUCACAGGAUGUCUGCUAUGAGCUUCAGUAGUUCUAGAUGGUAUGCUAGAUUUUGUCAUGCAGAACAAGGCUCAUCGAAUUUUUCAAAAAGAGAUGAAAGCUAUAAUAUGGAGAACUUUUCUAGCGGUGGAAUUGAAGCAAGUGGUGACUAUGUUGACGUUGCAAAUGGUGUUUUAAGCAUGCAAUAUGACUGGGGACAGCUAGUGCACCAGGUCAGUUGCUAUCUUGGCGAUGAAAGUGGCAAUGCAUAUCAAUAUCAAAUUUAUAAUAAUAAUGCUAAAGAUACAAUGACAUCAGGAAGAUUUAGGGGUUUUGACAAUGAACCAUUUGAUCAAGAAUCAUUGACACCUGAUGAGCAAUAUCUACCUAUUCAACCAUGGUCUCAAUGUGAGGUUUCAUAA